Saccharomyces mikatae IFO 1815 is the source of this 696-nucleotide messenger RNA. RefSeq names its product Rho family GTPase RHO3 (gene RHO3). The record is from RefSeq and is a predicted model, not a curated record. Gene Ontology annotation, biological process: small GTPase-mediated signal transduction. The transcript has a single exon. Gene Ontology annotation, molecular function: GTPase activity; GTP binding. Lineage: Eukaryota; Fungi; Ascomycota; Saccharomycetes; Saccharomycetales; Saccharomycetaceae. The coding region runs from base 1 to 696 and encodes 231 amino acids.
AUGUCAUUUUUAUGUGGGUCAGCUUCAACAUCAAAUAAACCGGUCGAGAGAAAGAUCGUUAUUCUAGGUGAUGGUGCCUGUGGUAAAACUUCGUUGUUAAAUGUUUUCACUAGAGGGUACUUUCCCGAAGUGUACGAACCCACUGUUUUUGAAAACUAUAUCCAUGAUAUUUUUGUCGACAGCAAACACAUCACGCUAUCAUUGUGGGAUACUGCGGGUCAAGAAGAAUUCGAUAGGUUGCGAUCCUUAUCCUAUUCAGAUACACAGUGUAUAAUGUUAUGUUUCAGUAUCGAUUCACGCGAUUCUUUAGAGAACGUUCAAAAUAAGUGGGUGGGUGAAAUCACCGAUCAUUGUGAAGGCGUCAAGUUAGUUUUAGUUGCACUAAAAUGCGACCUAAGAAACAAUGAAAAUGAAUCGAACGCUAUUACACCGAACAAUAUUCAACAAGAUAACAGUGUUUCCAACAAUAAUGGUAAUAACGUAAAUAGCACCUCCAAUACGAAAAAUCUAAUAAGCUAUGAAGAGGGCCUGGCAAUGGCUAAAAAGAUUGGAGCGCUGCGUUAUUUAGAAUGUAGUGCUAAACUAAAUAAAGGUGUCAACGAGGCGUUCACAGAAGCUGCAAGAGUUGCUUUAACCGCUGGCCCAGUAGCCACUGAAGUGAAAAGCGACAGUGGAUCUAGCUGUACGAUUAUGUAA